AUGACGCCGAGCCCUGUGGACUUGUCAAAGAUUGACUACAAAAAGUUGCUGCGACGGAGCGUUCCUGGUAAUGGCCCCUUUAUGGGAAUGCGCUAUCAGCGUGGCGGAAACCAGCGUGGUGGAGGUCUGGGUGGAAUAAUCGGAGCGGUUGCCGGACUACUCCCAAAGUUGCUGAGUUCGGUUGCCGGCCAACAACUGGUGAGUGCAGGCAAAGAGUUGGCGUCGGAACUCGCUCAAGGCCAGAGCUUGAAAGCCAGUCUCAAGGGUGUGGCCCAGAAGAAGAUGCGUGAGUUUGCCGGAAACGGACGCCGCCGUGGAGCGCUUCAAAAAAGGAUAAAAGGAGGAGUGGUGACCGUUCUGAAGCCUCACUUGGUCUCAAAAACACGCCGAGACAACUUUCUCUAA
Caenorhabditis remanei is the source of this 405-nucleotide messenger RNA. RefSeq lists its product as uncharacterized. Bases 1 to 405 code for a protein of 134 amino acids. The transcript has a single exon. NCBI's taxonomy places the organism in Eukaryota, Metazoa, Nematoda, Chromadorea, Rhabditida, Rhabditidae. The record is from RefSeq and is a predicted model, not a curated record.